CUUUUGCAGCAGAGGCAGGGCGAUGUCAGGAAUCCUGAGGCUGAAUGACAGGAUUCAGGUUUGCAUUGCAGCAUGCGUGUCCCAUCAAGCCUUUUUAUAUGGAGGGCAGCUGUAGGCUUGCCAGGGAUUGCUGCUGCUUGUCUCUUCCCUUGAUGAGCGCAAUGCCUGCUGUGAGGUAACACUGACGUGUUGCAAUUCCCAUGCACGGGCUGGAGGGAGUUCUUGCUGGAGCUGUUUGCAAGUCAGCACUGAAGCCUGCUAUCAUUUAGUGUGGCUUUCCUGCGUCUUCAUUUCUUGUUUUUAUUUUGAUUGCAAUAUAUUUCUUAUAAAUGCUUAACGACACCUUUGAUUCUUUUGACUAAACUUACUGAUCUUUAAUACCUGUGCUAGCUUUGGGCAGUGGGUUCUGGGCUGUAAAAUGAAGCCUGGUUGGUUCUGACCUCCUGGGAAUACCUGCCUGACUCUGGUCCCUCCCUCUGCUUGCAUACUGCUGCUGAUUUUAUAAUCAGGGCAUAAAGAGGGGUGUGGUAAUUGCUGUGCGUAGGUGUCAGUUCUCACUACUUCUCCCAGCUGUUCCAAGAUUCCUCAGUCUGGGAGAAGCACGGGAAAUAACCAGCACUGUGGACUGUCUUGGGAACAGCAUGGCGAGCAAGUGGAGAGGCUGGGUGCUGAUCCUCUCCGUGUGCUUGGGGUCCUACCAAGGUAAGGUCAGGCCUUGUGCGUAGGGCUCUUUCCUCAAGAGAGCUCAGAAAGUGCUUCUGAACCCCAAAACUAUUCCAAGCUAUCUUAAGCGUGUUUCCUCCUCAUAAAGGAUCGGAAAGGUUCAAACUCAGUAGCAUGCUUCCUUGUCCUCUGGUUUUGGGCACUCUCCAAUGGGUUGUGCUUUGUCUCCUGUUCACUUGGAAUCGACUGUUCUGGUUUUUGCCCUGAAUGGUGAUUUUUAAGAGCAGAAAAUGAUUCCCGUAGGAGCCAGCAGAGCUGGUGUUUUGUAGGGGCUCAAGGGGAAUGGAGGAGAUGAGAUUGAAGAGGAUGAGUCAACGUGGAAUCUCAACAGCUUGGCUGCUGCUCUCUAUGCUGGGGCCUGGAUGUGGAUGUGUGCUGUGGGAGCCAUUGCUUGUGUGUGCUAUUCUGGUUUCCCACAGUACAGCUGUCUCUUGGGUUGGGGGUAGGGAAGCAGGAAGACUUUUCUGCUGAGCUUCCUGGCUGGGUCUUGGUGAGCUCUGGGUUACAGGGUGCAAUGUUGGAGAGCUCCUGGAGCCUUCACCAGUAGGGCUGUAGGAGCAGAUUGCUCCAGGCAGCAGAAGGCAGAGGGGUCGUGCCCAGUGAUCCUUGCUGACGGGGAGGGAAGAGGGUUGGAAGCACUUAGAAGAAAAUUCCUUGGGGAAGCCACAGAGCUCUGUAGAUGCAGGAAGGUGAACUUAAGAUCUUUUGUGCACUUAUUUUGGCCACCCUCCCCUUGGGCUUCACAAUCUGUGCUGUGCUGUCCCUGUGCUGGAGUUGUGCUCCCCAUAUGGGACGUGCUGGGGGGGGCACGGGCUACUGGGAGCUUCCUUACCACCAACAGGACCAGCAGGAAAAUUUACCUGUGUGCUCAGCAUGUUGGAGCCAGCCUGUGGUGGGAGGGAGUACAGCUCUACCUUCCACAUCUUCACCAACUCCUCAUUUCCUCAUUCCUGGAGGGUUUUCCCACCAGCACUGUUAAUAUCACCUCUUCUUGGCCAGAUCCUUGGAUGGUUUGGGGGAAAAGCUGCAUUUGGGGAGUGCAUUGCUGGCUGGUAACUGGGGCGCAGGGCCCACGUGCCACCCCCAGGCUUGCACCACAACCGGUUCUCCGGGCUCAGCCGGCUCAGCUGUGGAACGAAUGCUCCUCCGCGCCCUGCAAUGUGCUCAGGGCACAGCAGUGAUCCCAUCCCUACUUGUCCUUCAGAGGGCAUUUCCCACCUGGGGACCAUUUGUGUGGUUGGUCUCCAGCCUGGUGCUGGUAGAAGUGCCCAUGUCUGUGGGUCAGUCGGUUCAUAUCUGUUGGAUUAGGUGGGGUUGUGUCUAUGGGUCAAGCUGGGCCAUCCCAAUGUGCACACUCAGUGUUUUUGGGUUGUGUGGUGCCUGCAACACCCCUUCCGUGCUUACUCAGCAUCUCACAGGGUGAGCUGGUGACCCAAUAUCUGUGAAAACAGUGAUUAAAAUGGACAGCUGUCCAAUCUGGGAGGAUGUGGCAGGUGGGAAUGGAAUCUUAGGCCACUUCAUGCUGGGGCUGCGCACCCACCUUUCCUAACCCUGGCAUCAUAUUUCUGUGUGCAAUCCUGUUUUCCUUCAUCAAAGGAGCAUCAAGAGGGAGAACUGGCUUAAAAAAAAAAAAAGGGUGGAUUUUGCUGGGGGAAAGCAUCAGUGCUCCUUUUUCUGCCACGUAGAUGUAUGUAUCAUAAAUAGAUAUUUUUAUAUAUAGUAAGCUCAGAAACAGCCUCAGGUUGCAAUGCUUUGUCUCUUUUCUCUUAAAUGGGGCUGCCCCUUAGCUCUUGUCUGCCUUGCUGUUCCUGUUCAACACACCGUUGCUGUACCUACAUCAGCUGAUGCAGUGAGUGUGUGCCUGUGUGGGACUAUUCCAUGGGAACAGUCCCUGUCGGACCCACCCUGCCCUGGAGCAGCGCAGCAGCACUGCAGAGAGCUAUGCUAGCACUUUUGCUGCAGAUGCAGUUUGUGGGGGGAUGCUGCUUGCCCUGUUGUGCCUGCACAGAAUGCAUCCUGACGUGUGGAGGUGGCAAUUAAACACUGAUGGUGGGAGGUGCUUAUCAGGUGGCGUUACACCAUGCCUGGCCUGAGCGAGAGCGAUGCUGUCACCUCUGUAUUAUUCAUUUUGCAAGAUUUAUGAGGGUUUUUUUUACGGUGACGCCUUACCAGGUGUAUUCAGCUCUCCAGGCUGUGGGUGCCUCACAUUCACUGUGAUUUGAAGAUGGGAGGAAGCUGCUGUGAUGUGUGCCUGUCCUUAUUGAGGGCAAUAAAUGAUGUUGCAAAAGGAGAAGGAGGCAGAGUUGGGGCUGAGUGAGCUUUGGGUGUCAGCAGCAAGUGGCAGAGAUAAAAUAAUAGUAAAUGAUGCUAUUGUGAAAGCUGAGGCGAGUCAGGGCAGGAGGAAUGAGCAGCAUAGCAUUGCUCCUUGCUGCCUUUGCAGCUGGGGAUGGGAUUGGAUGGAAUGGGAAGCAAUGAGAUGGAUAGGAUGCAAUGAGACAGUAUGUGAUGGUAUGAAAGAGGGUGUGAUGGAAUGGGAAGAGAUAAGUUAGGAUGCAAUGCAAUGAGAUGGAAGGGGUGGGACAGGAGGUGAGAUGAAAUGUGAUAGGAUGGUUGAGAUGUGAUGGAUAGGAUGGAGUGGAAUGGGAUUGGAUGAGGGGGGAUGCAGUGAGAUGGAAUAGGAUGAGAUGAAAGGGGAAAGAGUGGGAUGAGAAGAGACAAAAUGUGAUGGGAUUUGAUCUGAUGGAAUGAGUUAGAAUGAGUUGGGAUGAGAAGAGAUGGGAUGCAAGGAGAUGGGAAGCAGGCUGGCAGUCCAUGGUUUGGGGGUUAUGCCACCUUAGGGAUCCAUGUGUGUGCUUGGGUGCUGAUGUUUCCCUCUCCUUCCCCAGCUGGGGCCAGCCCCCUGCCUGAGUGUGGCGAGCAGCCGGAGGAGUGGUGCCGUGAUGUGGGGACGGCAGCCAAGUGCGGGGUGCUGGAGCUGUGCCGUCUCACUGUUUGGGACCAACCAGUAGGGAAAGGGAUCCCAUGCCACCUGUGUCAGGUGGUGGUGUCCAUGAUGGGGAAGAUCCUGCAGGACAACUGCACUGAGGAAAAGCUGCGGCUCUUCUUGGAUAAGAGAUGUCAGUAUCUGCCCUUCCAGGACUGGUCGGUCAAGUGCAAGAAGAUGGUGGACACUGGUGUCCUCAUCCUGGCCCAACUGGGCAAGCAAGUGCUGUCGGACCCAAAGGUGGUGUGUGGCACUAUCAAGUUGUGUCAACCCCGGGGGGGCCUUGAAGGGGCCCUGAAGUUCCAGGAACAGCCACCAGCCCCUGCUGACCCCGCACAGGACUUGGCCCAACUGGCUGUGCCCUUCAUCAAUGGCGUCCCGCUCCUGCUCCAGCCCCAGGACCCACCGCAUGCCCAGGACACUGGGGACCUGUGUGAGGAUUGUGCCCGGCUGGUGGCAGCUGUGCAAUUGGAGCUGAGCAAUGGGGCCAUCACUGCUCGCUCACUGGUGGCCCGCGCCAAGGAGGAGUGUGAGGGCCUGGGGCCCGUCCUGGCACAGAGGUGCAAUUACUACCUGGCCAAGUAUGCAGACACAGCUGCCUGGAUGCUCCAGUACUUGCUGGCUGAGGACCCGCGGCAGCUCUGCAGCAUGCUGGAGCUCUGCCCCACAGCAGACCCAGGACCCCUGCAAACGCUGCUCUCCGAGAAGAUGGCCCAGCUCCUGGGCACGCUGCUCUCCAAUACGGAGGCCACGCCGCUGUGUGAGAUGUGUGAGUUUGCUGUGCGGGCGGCUGAGAGUCUCCUGGAGAACAACAUGACGGAGGAGCAGCUGGUGAACGACAUUGAGAAGGUGUGCUACAUGCUGCCGCACAGCGUCAUCGGGCAGUGCAAGGACUUUGUGGAUUCAUAUGGCAAGGCGGUGGUCAUCAUGCUGCUGGAGGCCACCGACCCGCAGGCUGUGUGCACCAUGCUGCAUGUCUGUCCGCGCCAGGGGGCGGCCCGGGGGGCAGAGCUGGGGGCAGGGCUGGGGGCAGCACUGGAGCCGGCUGCUGGAGCCUUCUGCAACGUCUGCCAGAUCUUCAUCACUUACCUGGAUAACGAGCUGCUGAAGAAUGAGACGCUGACGGAACUGAGCGCUGUGCUGGAAAAGGGCUGUGAGCUGCUGCCCGGCCCACUCACCAGCACGUGCGAGGCGCUGGUGGUGCAGUAUGAGCCAGCAGCUGUGCGGCUCCUCGUGCAGAUGAUGGAUCCUGACUUUGUCUGCACUAAAAUCCGAGCUUGUGACUCAGAGCUGACCUCAGCCCCCUGUGCUCAGGGACCCGACUACUGGUGCAUCAGCAUGGCCACUGCCACCGAGUGUGAAGUAAGUGACAGUAGCAAUCCUCCUGCCUGCUGCACACCCCGCAGUGGUGCAGCUCCCAUCUGCCCCAUCUCUCUCUGCAGGCUGUGGAGCACUGCAGGCAGCAUGUAUGGAACUAGGAGCAUGGAACAUCUCCAUCCUGGACCCUCCCCCCCCCUUGGGAUGCAGCCACAGCACCAGGGAUGGGGUGUCCCGGAGGCUCCCUCCCAGGCUCUGGGGCACUCCAGCCCACUCUGCUUUCUUCUUUUCCGCCCCUGGGGCUUGGAUUUUUGGAUCAGGUUAAGGGAUUUUGUCGUCUUGUUGGAACUGGGAGCUCAGCGGUAGGCUUGUUUCAACGUACCCCCCUUAUGCUAUCCGCUGAGUGAAGACCUUUGGUUAUCCCCUUUCACAUUCCACCCAGAACUGACACCAAAGCCACAAUCGGAGCAACUCCAUGGACUGGGAUGGGCUCUGCUGCUGCAGCGCUGGUCCCAGUUUGCUGGUGCUCUAACACCAUGGGUCCCAUGUGAUUUUUGGUAAGACCUUUGCAAGUCUUAGUCCCAGCUGGGGCAGCUUUUUAAUUUGACUUUUUCCCCAUGGUCACUAGUUAAAGAAACAAAGCAGAUUCCACGUGCCUGGCUUUGCAUGACUUCUGCAGUAGAUGAAUGUUGCAGGGGGGAGAAAGAAGACAUAGGCUGGGAUAGAAACAUGCAUGUGUUUUUAUAUAUAUAUAAAUAUAUUACAUAUGUUUAUAUAUACGCAUAUCUGUUCUGUGUGUGUGUAUAUAUAUACAUAUGUAUACAUGUUUAUGUGUACAUGUAUAUACACAUAUAAAUACAUAUAUUUAUGUAUAUGUAGAUAGAUGGACACAACCUUGUCCCUGCUGCUGUGUAAGGAUGGGCAUAACCUGCAGAAGGAUGCAAACCCAGCACUGCAGGGCCAGCAUGUGGGGUUCCCUGGCUGCAGGGAGGCAUGUGAUGGUAUCCCCAGCCCCGUGCAUGGAAUGCAACAUGGAGUCACCUUCAAUCCACUGGCAUGGGAGCCUUUCUGGAAUAUAUAUAUAGUGUGGGUAUCCCAUGAACACACAAAUGAGUGAGUUUGGGGUUUCCUUCCCAGCAACCAUUUCUUGCAGGGGAUCCUGAUGUCAAAGUGUGGUGAUGAGGCAGUGGUGUGCUGGCUUGUCCCCACUAUACCACCAAUAAACACCUCCAUCAGCCUGGCUCUUGUCUUCCUUCUCUUCUAUGCACCCUGGUUGCACCCUGGUCGUGCUUGUGCAGUGUCAUGUUUCUCCCCAAAAACCGGGCUCUAAGGGUGGGUGGAGGGAUGAAUUAAGAGAAUUAAAGGGCUUUCUUUUCAAAAGGUGGCUGUGAGAUAGUGAUCUUGUUUGCAGAGGAGGAAGAACGACAGCUUAACCAAAGCCAUAAGGAGUGUAUUUCUGAUUCCUGUAACAGACCAUUCCCAAAACUCUCCACAAGGUAACGGUUGGAAACAACCCCCAAAUGAACAAACCCGGGAGCCAAAGAGAAGGGGAGGACGAGGGGAAGAGGGUACACACAAACAAACAACAGCCAGAAGCCUGCUAUUGUCAGUCUCUCUCUUUUGACCACAUCGUAACACAUUUUGGUAAAGCCAGCAAAAUGGAGAAAUGUCUUCGGUUGGGUCUUUCCCUGCUGGAAAGGUGACAACAAGCAGUAAUGCUGGGUGGCUUUGGGCCAUAGGUACCCACAGUUGAGGUGCAAUGGGCUUUGGUCCCAGCAUCAGUUUGUGUGGGGGACGCCUUGCUGUGGCUGUGCUGUUUUCGGGUUGCCUUCACCCUCAUCCAGCCUCAUAACGCUUGAGUUCAUUGCAUUCACUCAGCAUUAUU
Phasianus colchicus (ring-necked pheasant) is the source of this 6908-nucleotide messenger RNA. The record is from RefSeq and is a predicted model, not a curated record. NCBI's taxonomy places the organism in Eukaryota, Metazoa, Chordata, Aves, Galliformes, Phasianidae.